This is a messenger RNA of Leptopilina heterotoma, 1609 nucleotides long. RefSeq lists its product as uncharacterized. The coding region runs from base 1 to 1596 and encodes 531 amino acids. The transcript is spliced from 9 exons. NCBI's taxonomy places the organism in Eukaryota, Metazoa, Arthropoda, Insecta, Hymenoptera, Figitidae. The record is from RefSeq and is a predicted model, not a curated record.
AUGGGAAAUAAGCCAAAACAACAUCAUAGAGAAGGAAAUCCGUUGCUGUCCGCUAUUUGGACAAAGGAGGUUAAACUUGGAGUAAGUGUCUCUGGUAUCGCUUUUGAAGAAAGGGCGUGCUUUAUGAAUAUGGAGAAAAGUAGUUUCACUAAUCAUAAUAAUUCACUUCAAGUUGAAGAGCCUCAACAAGCAGAUUUUAGCUUAAAUAAAUCUAAUUCGUCAGUUGUCAAUCUAAAUAUUUCGGAAGAACAAGUUUCUGGUGGAUGCAUCUUAUUUGAUGGUGCACUAUCUGUACUUUCCCAAGAAAAUUCACUAAGUACACCACAGGACAAUAAUGCUGAAGAAUCAGCUAAUCAAAAUUUAAGAAAGGAAAACUACAUUUAUCAGAUUUUAAACUCAACCUACGAAGGAAGUUUUUUGCUUGCAGCUUAUGAUUUUGAACAAGAUGAGGAGAAGGUAGCUAAAUUACUUGAAACAAAAAAAUCAACAUAUUUUUCGAAGAAUAAAGUGGCAAAAUUAAUCAUAAAUAAUGAGUUUUGGCGAACAAAUUCUUAUAAUAUAUCAAGUGAUCGUUUAGAAGCGCUAGCCGAAGCUACAUGUGAAUUAUUUCCGGAUUUUUUAAAGGAAAGUUUUUAUACCAGACCGUCAAAUACAAAAGCUGCUGGAGGUGCCUUCCAAACCUAUUAUUCGAAGCAACGGGAAAAGGAGAUUGCUAUAGGAAGACUAAAAAUAAACUUUUUGGAGAGAAGAAAAAGAACUUAUCAAGAAAAUCAAGAAUCUGAUGAUUUCGUAAAAUUAAAACAGCCAGUUCACAUUAUCGAUGAAGACUACAAACAAUUAUGGUGCAAUUCUGCUUUGAAAGAAAGAAUAUCUUUCUACGAGAAGACGGAUGUUCGAACGAUUUUCGAAACAUUUUGUAAUCUUAAACAUUCUGUAGGAUAUUAUCUGGUUCAGGUCGAUUUUGAAAAGAACUUCAAUAUACAGAGCAACAUUUUUGCAGAAAAUUGGCCUUCAAUUGGGGAUAAAGUUAUUAAAAUAGCAAAGAAGAAAAAAUCUACAGACGAACUGAUCAAACAAAUAUUUCGGGAAAAUGCAUUAAUUAAAGAUGAUGAUCAUAAAAACACUCUAGCGUUGAUUUUAUUACCAUUAAUCUUCAAAAGAAUAGCUAAGCAGACUACAAAGUCUAAAACUAAAACUCACUGGAACCCACACAAAGAAGAAAUAUUAAAAUCUUUUAUUGUUCACAUUAAGGAAACCGUAAAUUUCAAAGAUGAACUACAAGCUGUGGAAAAUAAUCUGCUCGAAAUGCACAACGAUCACAAAAUAAAGUUGCAACCGUAUGUAAUUAUCAAUGGUCCAUCACUGAAUGACGUAAAAUCAGCGUUUGUGGUACUUGAUAAUUAUAAAUACCAAGUAUCUUCUCCUGUCGUAGCAGUUGAUAUUUGUUUUCAGUGUAUGAAAGUGUUUGGAGAAAAAUAUUCGUCAGUUUGCAAUCACGUGUGGCAAUUUAUAGAAAGAGAAGUAUAUAAGUUUGAGGUCAAAGAUUUGUAUACGGCAGUAGCAUCUGUGAUUGAAAAUAUGAGAAAAGUUCAUUAAUUCGCUUGUUAAC